AUGAAAUAAUAAACAUAUUGUUAAUCUCAUUAAGGAUUUGCACAUUAAUUUAUUAUCUUAAAUUAAGGUUAAGCUAAAUUAGCUUGUGGUGAAUGCAUAUAUUAAUUAUAAGAUAAUACAAAUAAGGUUGAUUUUGGAUAGAUCAUAUCAAUUUAGAAAGUAUUCACAUUCUUUAAUUUUAGGCAUUAAGUUCUCCAGAUUCUUUAAUUCAAAAAUUAACAUCUUAGGAUAAGUUUAGUAACUUGUUCUAAAAUCUAGGAAAUUUAACAGGAGAUGAAUUGAAAUAAGAACUUGAAAAUUUUGAAUCAUCUUUAAGACAACUUUAAAUUUUGAUUGAUUAAGUUAUAGCAAGAGCAAAAAUGUAAGUUGAUUUAAUAAUUGAAACGAGAAUAAAUAUAAAAAAUGAUUUGAUUCAAGUAUUCAUAUAUAAUAUAUAAUUAGAAAAUUAAAUAUCCUCAAUUUGUAAAAUUGUUGGAAGAAUUAGGUAAUUCAUAAUAAGAUGGUCAAAUAGAUAUUUAUAAAUAGAUAGAAUUGAAAUUAUCAUAACAUUUAAAUGAAAUUAAUUAAGGUGAUACUAAUGGAUUGAAUGGUUAUUUAGAUGAAAUAUUAUCUUAAUAUAAAAAUAAGUUGUAAGAAUAAUUAAAGAAUAAUUAUCAAAUAGACAAUUUAAAAAUAUAAAUAGAUUAAUGCUUACUAUAAUACUAGAAUUUAUUUUCUAAAAUUAAAAGAACUUAUAUGUUAGGAUUCUUAGAAGGAGCCAAAUCAACUGUUGUAUCAGAAGAAAAUUUCUAAGAUUUGAUUAAAAUAAUUACAGAUAAAAAUCCAAAGAUGAUUAUCAAUUAAGCUAAAUUAAUAUUUUAGGGUACAAAGGAUGGUUUUAAUUAAAAUUCAUUUUGGAAUAAAAUUAAUUGCAAAUCAAAUUUAUUGAUGAUAUUUAAAACCAAAAAAGAUGUAGUAUUUGGAUCUUAUUCACCAUGUAAAUGGGAAUCAAAUAUAAAUGCUUAUGUUGAAGAUAUUACAUGUUCAUCAUUUAUUUUCUCUUAUAAAGAUUAAUAGAUAUAUCUUUAUCCACUUAAGGAAUAGAGGAAAAAGUAUGCUAUUUAUUGUUCAAUUGGUUAUGGUCCUACAUUUGGAAGUGGUUUUGAUAUUUAAAUUGGUCCAAAUUUUUAAUAAGGUCAAUGUAAAUUGGGAUAGACAUAUAAUGUUGAAUAAUAAAAUUUUAAUCCAAAUUUAUUUUUUGGAAGCCAAUAACCUUAAAUAGUAGAAUGUGAAAUAUUUGAACUAUAAUAAUGA
Paramecium primaurelia is the source of this 1293-nucleotide messenger RNA. Lineage: Eukaryota; Ciliophora; Oligohymenophorea; Peniculida; Parameciidae. The record is from the annotation of a GenBank genome assembly.